AUGGCUUCAAAUGAGUUAGGUCACUCCAAAAGUUCCACAACUUCAACUUCAAAUUCUUCAAAUACCAAUAAUAAAGAUAAUAAUUCAUCAUAUUUUGGCAAAUCUGCAAAUUAUCAUGCUCAAUUAACUAAAUCAUUAUUCAAUAAUUAUAAUAAAACAAAUCAAGCUUUACAAUCAAAAAAUAAUUCAAGUACAAUGCAACAAUUUAAUGAUUAUAAUCAAUCACAGUUAUUACCAGAUUUUAUAGAUUUUAAACAAUCCAAUAAUAAUAGACAAGGUAAUAAUAAUCAUCUCCAAACUAAUAAUGGAUAUUUCACUGAUAGAGGAGCAAUUUCUGUACCAUCAUCAAGAAUAGAAACUUAUUAUACUAAUAAUACAAUAGAAGAAGAAAUUCAACAAAUUAUGCAAAAUCACGAAGAUUUGCAUUAUUUUGAUCAAAAUUCUACUUUAGAUACUAAUAAUAAUCAACAUAAUCAAAAUGAAUAUAGAUAUACUCAAGAUAAUGAUAUUAUAAAUGAAGGAAAACCCAAUUCAAUUGAUCUGAACUCAAAUUUACAAAAUAACGAAUUUGAUGAAAAUAAUUAUAAUCAACAGUCUUUCAAUGAGUCGGAAUUCCGUCAGCCUCAAUAUAUGAACCAGUAUUUACAACAGAAUCAUUAUAAACCGCAACCUCAACAACAGCAUUAUUCAAAUCAGUAUUCGCAAAAUCCUCAGUAUCUAAAUCAAAAUCAACAACAAAAUCCACAACACCAUCACAAUAUACCCCAAGAUCAUCAAAAUAGUCUACAUCAAUCAAAUCAGCCGCAACUGCAUCAAAAUUACAACCACCAGAAAAAUACACUGAAUCAGCCACAAUAUAAUCAUUCUCAUUAUGCUCAAAAUUAUAACCAACAUCAACAUGAGCAAGGCUCAGCACACAACCACAAUCAUAACAAUCAGAAUUUAAAUGAUGUACCAAAUUUUUCAAGUGAUCAACAAACACUUUUUGAUUCAUCAAAACCUCAUAUAUCGCAGCAACAACAGCCUCAUGUACAACAACAACAACAACAACAAACUUUUGAACCAAAAAUGAAAUUGAAAAGAGGAAGACCGAGGAAGAAGCCAGGUUUUUAUUUGAAGUUAGAUGGGGUAAAUAAAAAACCAACUAUGUUAAACAGAAUGAUCUCUUCAUCACAAUCAGAUUCAGGUACAGAUUAUUGGAAUAGAACCCCAUCAGGUGGACCAAUUGGAAUUUCUAAAUUAUCUUUUACACCAGCAAAUCAUGAGGAUUAUGACCUUAAAAAGGAAAUGGAUUUAAAUGAUAAUCAUACUCAAAAUAAUAUACCAGCUUUUAAUUUAACUCCAUCAGUUGAACCACCGAUAGGAGUUCAAAGUUAUUUUGAACUAGAUCAUACUCCUAAAAAUGAAUCAUUACCUGGUGGUGGAUUUUUUUCACCUGCUAUUACUGAAGGUGGGAAUAAUAAUAAUAUUAAUCAAUUUAAUCAAACAUUUGAAGCUUAUUUACAAAAUGAUCCUUUACAAUUUCAAUUACCUGAAUUUGAUGAAAAUCAACCACAAUCACAACAUCAACAACAUCAACCACAACAACAUCAACAACAUCAACCACCACCACAACAGCAACAUCAACAUCAACAAAACACUUCAUUCACACCUUUGAAUUUUGAUGUUUUUGAUACAGUAAACCAACAUGAUCAAACUACUUCAAUUCAAAAUGAUGAUUAUCAUUCAUUCGAUGAAGAUGACUUAAAUCCUGACUUUGAUCAAUAUACGGUAUCUCAAUAUAUAAAUCCAGAAGACGAUAAUGAAAAUAAGUUUUCAAAUCUACAAAAGAUAAAAUCAAAUCAUUCAGUAAACAGUGCAACGUCAGAAAAGUUUGAUCAACAAUCAACAACAACAACUACCCCAAAAACUAAAAAAAGAGCAGCAAAAGGUGCAGUUUGUCCAAUAUGUGAUAAAUACAUAAGUAGAGAUUUAACACGUCAUAUGAGAAUCCAUAAUGAAAUAGGUAGAUUUCAAUGUGUUUAUCCAAAACAUAUGUGUAAUCAUAAAACACAAAAUUUCAAUCGACCUUAUGAUUAUAAGAAACAUUUAUUACAUCUGCAUUUUAAAUUUGAUGAUCCUAAAGGUAAAAAUGCAAAUACUUUAGGUGAUAAACUCCCAAUACCUGGUGCUUGUAUGGCUUGUGGAACAAGAUUUGUUGCUAGUGAUUGGUUAAGUGAACAUGUACUUACAAAAGAUUUACAGAAAAGAUGUGUUUAUAUUGAAGAGUAUCAACAUCAACCUUCUACUACUAAUGAACUUAAUCAUAGUAUAAAUCAUAGUUAG
Messenger RNA from Lodderomyces jiufengensis, 2325 nucleotides. RefSeq lists its product as uncharacterized. Lineage: Eukaryota; Fungi; Ascomycota; Pichiomycetes; Serinales; Debaryomycetaceae. The transcript has a single exon. The record is from RefSeq and is a predicted model, not a curated record. The coding region runs from base 1 to 2325 and encodes 774 amino acids.